AUCUAAGCAAAAGAAGGCAUGCGCCGCAGCAACAUCCAAGGCAGCGGGCUUCCCGCAUUUAAUUACGCAUUCACCCUUCACCGGUUAAGGCACCUGACGCAGCGCACUGCGCACGCGGCACGCCUCAGCAGCUCAGCCAACACCGCCGACUCUCCGUGACGCCGUCUGCUCGCCGGAGACGCAACCUAUGGCUUGAGUGUAGAGUGCUUGACUCAGUUGACUGGCGACAACUUCAUUUGAAUCUCCUCACUUGGGUUUGAUUCAAGCCAAGUGUAUAGUCGGCCCAGGGUAAACAUCGGUCCUGGCUACGCCCUUGGGCCGGUGGAUGCUCGAGCAGGGACUGACCGGGUGGACGAGCGACCAGCGGUUGAUGGCUGAUGUCGAGCGGCGGCAGGGGGUCUUAGACCGGAACGGUGACGGCAGCUCUGGUGAGGGUCAGGGCGGCGAUAUCUCCGGGAGGGCCUCGGAUGGUCCAGAUGCGAAAAUUACAGAUCCGCCACUUCCCCUCUUCCAUUUUUUGCAAAAAUCAUUAGCUUUUUCGUAUCCAAUUUCUUUUGUUUGUAUAGUUGUUGAAAAUCAGUUCUUCGCCUCAAGUUUGUUGUCGAAGCUGAAAGAACACACUUACUCUUUUUGAAUUCAGGCGCUAGUGUUGAGUUUAAUCCAACAUAAUAUAGUAAAUAUAUGUAUAAAUGUGUAUGAACAACUAUUUUUAUGUGGAAACCCGAAAGGGAGAAAACCACGGGACUUUUUA
Molecule: messenger RNA, 751 nt
Organism: Cuscuta epithymum
Lineage: Eukaryota; Viridiplantae; Streptophyta; Magnoliopsida; Solanales; Convolvulaceae
Source: the annotation of a GenBank genome assembly